This is a messenger RNA of Monodelphis domestica (gray short-tailed opossum), 7184 nucleotides long. RefSeq lists its product as uncharacterized. Lineage: Eukaryota; Metazoa; Chordata; Mammalia; Didelphimorphia; Didelphidae. The record is from RefSeq and is a predicted model, not a curated record.
AUGACCUACACAGGAAAGGACCAGACUGAAGUGCAGAAGGGCCACACAGAAUUGGAACUAUUUGGAGAGGAGAUGCUGACCCUCUGGCUCCUGCCUCUUCUGCUUCAGCUCCCAAUUUCUCAGUUUGUUACUGCCAAGACAGGGCUCAAUCAGAAUGGGACCAUCUGGGACUCAGGAGGGUGUGCCUUUUCUAAGAACCUUAGUGCCCCAGAGUGCCAGUGGCAGAAGGCUCUCUAUGAUUCAGAUAUACACUUCAGAGAUGAUACUGGCAACACAUCCAAGAACACACCAGAAAAAAUCUACCCUUAUCCUCAAAACAGAGGGAUACAUCCAACUUCCCUCAGGACUAUAGACACUACCUCCAAAGAGAAGAGUACCACUAAGGGCAACACCACAGAGACAGUCACCACUACACAGGCAACAACAGAAACAAUCCCUUCUUCCUCUCCAACUUUCUCUACCAUGACAGAGACCACCUCCACAGAGGAGAGUACCACUCAGACCAGUACCAGCUCUAGUACCCUAGGAACAACAGAAACAAGCACCACUUAUCCUGGAACCACAAACACAAUCACAACUUCUCCCACGUCCACAGAAACUGGCACCACUGCACAGGCAACAACAGAAACAAUCACUCCUUCCUCCACAACCUCAGACACAGUUCCAACUUUCUCUAGUACAACAGAGAGCACUUCCACAGAGGAGAGUACCACUAAGGGCAGCAGCACAGAGACUGCCACCACUGCACAGGCAACAACAGAAACAAUCACUUCUUCCUCUCCAACUUUCUCUACCAUGACAGAGACCACCUCCACAGAGGAGAGUACCACUGAGACCAGUACCAGCUCUAGUACCCUAGGAACAACAGAAACAAGCACCACUUAUCCUGGAACCACAAACACAAUCACAACUUCUCCCACUUCCACAGAAACUGCCACCACUGCACAGGCAACAACAGAAACAAUCACUCCUUCCUCCACAACCUCAGACACAGUUCCAACUUUCUCUAGUACAACAGAGAGCACUUCCACAGAGGAGAGUACCACUAAGGGCAGCAGCACAGAGACUGCCACCAUUCCACAGGCAACAACAGAAACAAUCACUUCUUCCUCUCCAACUUUCUCUACCGUGACAGAGACCACCUCCACAGAGGAGAGUACCACUCAGACCAGUACCAGCUCCAGUACCCUAGGAACAACAGAAACAAGCACCACUUAUCCUGGAACCACAAACACAAUCACAACUUCUCCCAUGUCCACAGAAACUGCCACCACUGCACAGGUAACAACAGAAACAAUCACUCCUUCCUCCACGACAUCAGAAACAAUUCCAACUUUCUCUAGUACAACAGAGAGCACUUCCACAGAGGAGAGUACCACUAAGGGCAGCAGCACAGAGACUGCCACUAUUCCACAGGCAACAACAGAAACAAUCACUUCUUCCUCUACAACUUUCUCUACCAUGACAGAGACCACCUCCACAGAGGAGAGUACCACGGAGACCAGUACCAGCUCCAGUACCCUAGGAACAACAGAAACAAGCACCUCUUAUCCUGGCACUUCAGACACCAUAACAACUUCUCCCACCUCCACAGAAACUGGCACCACUGCACAGGCAACAACAGAAACAAUCACUCCUUCCUCCACAACCUCAGACACAAUUCCAACUUUCUCUAGUACAACAGAGAGCACUUCCACAGAGGAGAGUACCACUAAGGACAGCAGCACAGAGACUGCCACCACUGCACAGGCAACAACAGAAACAAUCACUCCUUCCUCCACAACCUCAGACACAAUUCCAACUUUCUCUAGUACAACAGAGAGCACUUCCACAGAGGAGAGUACCACUAAGGACAGCAGCACAGAGACUGCCACCACUGCACAGGCAACAACAGAAACAAUCACUUCUUCCUUUACAACUUUCUCUACCAUGACAGAGACCACCUCCACAGAGGAGAGUACCACUCAGACCAGUACCAGCUCCAGUACCCUAGGAACAACAGAAACAAGCACCUCUUAUCCUGGAACCACAAACACAAUCACAACUUCUCCCACGUCCACAGAAACUGGCACCACUGCACAGGCAACAACAGAAACAAUCACUUCUUCCUCUCCAACUUUCUCUACCAUGACAGAGACCACCUCCACAGAGGAGAGUACCACUGAGACCAGUACCAGCUCCAGUACCCUAGGAACAACAGAAACAAGCACCUCUUAUCCUGGCACUUCAGACACCAUAACAACUUCUCCCACGUCCACAGAAACUGGCACCACUGCACAGGCAACAACAGAAACAAUCACUCCUUCCUCCACAACCUCAGACACAAUUCCAACUUUCUCUAGUACAACAGAGAGCACUUCCACAGAGGAGAGUACCACUAAGGACAGCAGCACAGAGACUGCCACCACUGCACAGGCAACAACAGAAACAAUCACUUCUUCCUUUACAACUUUCUCUACCAUGACAGAGACCACCUCCACAGAGGAGAGUACCACUCAGACCAGUACCAGCUCAAGUACCCUAGGAACAACAGAAACAAGCACCUCUUAUCCUGGCACUUCAGACACCAUAACAACUUCUCCCACGUCCACAGAAACUGGCACCACUGCACAGGCAACAACAGAAACAAUCACUCCUUCCUCCACAACCUCAGACACAAUUCCAACUUUCUCUAGUACAACAGAGAGCACUUCCACAGAGGAGAGUACCACUAAGGACAGCAGCACAGAGACUGCCACCACUGCACAGGCAACAACAGAAACAAUCACUUCUUCCUUUACAACUUUCUCUACCAUGACAGAGACCACCUCCACAGAGGAGAGUACCACUCAGACCAGUACCAGCUACAGUACCCUAGGAACAACAGAAACAAGCACCUCUUAUCCUGGCACUUCAGACACCAUAACAACUUCUCCCACCUCCACAGAAACUGCCACCACUGCACAGGCAACAACAGAAACAAUCACUCCUUCCUCCACAACCUCAGACACAAUUCCAACUUUCUCUAGUACAACAGAGAGCACUUCCACAGAGGAGAGUACCACUAAGGACAGCAGCACAGAGACUGCCACCACUGCAGAGGCAACAACAGAAACAAUCACUCCUUCCUCCACAACCUCAGACACAAUUCCAACUUUCUCUAGUACAACAGAGAGCACUUCCACAGAGGAGAGUACCACUAAGGACAGCAGCACAGAGACUGCCACCACUGCACAGGCAACAACAGAAACAAUCACUUCUUCCUUUACAACUUUCUCUACCAUGACAGAGACCACCUCCACAGAGGAGAGUACCACUCAGACCAGUACCAGCUACAGUACCCUAGGAACAACAGAAACAAGCACCUCUUAUCCUGACACUUCAGACACCAUAACAACUUCUCCCACGUCCACAGAAACUGGCACCACUGCACAGGCAACAACAGAAACAAUCACUUCUUCCUCUCCAACUUUCUCUACCAUGACAGAGACCACCUCCACAGAGGAGAGUACCACUGAGACCAGUACCAGCUCCAGUACCCUAGGAACAACAGAAACAAGCACCUCUUAUCCUGGCACUUCAGACACCAUAACAACUUCUCCCACCUCCACAGAAACUGGCACCACUGCACAGGCAACAACAGAAACAAUCACUUCUUCCUCUCCAACUUUCUCUACCAUGACAGAGACCACCUCCACAGAGGAGAGUACCACUGAGACCAGUACCAGCUCCAGUACCCUAGGAACAACAGAAACAAGCACCUCUUAUCCUGGCACUUCAGACACCAUAACAACUUCUCCCACCUCCACAGAAACUGGCACCACUGCACAGGCAACAACAGAAACAAUCACUCCUUCCUCCACAACCUCAGAGACAAUUCCAACUUUCUCUAGUACAACAGAGAGCACUUCCACAGAGGAGAGUACCACUAAGGACAGCAGCACAGAGACUGCCACCACUGCACAGGCAACAACAGAAACAAUCACUUCUUCCUUUACAACUUUCUCUACCAUGACAGAGACCACCUCCACAGAGGAGAGUACCACUCAGACCAGUACCAGCUCCAGUACCCUAGGAACAACAGAAACAAGCACCUCUUAUCCUGGCACUUCAGACACCAUAACAACUUCUCCCACGUCCACAGAAACUGGCACCACUGCACAGGCAACAACAGAAACAAUCACUCCUUCCUCCACAACCUCAGACACAAUUCCAACUUUCUCUAGUACAACAGAGAGCACUUCCACAGAGGAGAGUACCACUAAGGACAGCAGCACAGAGACUGCCACCACUGCACAGGCAACAACAGAAACAAUCACUUCUUCCUUUACAACUUUCUCUACCAUGACAGAGACCACCUCCACAGAGGAGAGUACCACUCAGACCAGUACCAGCUACAGUACCCUAGGAACAACAGAAACAAGCACCUCUUAUCCUGGAACCACAAACACAAUCACAACUUCUCCCACGUCCACAGAAACUGGCACCACUGCACAGGCAACAACAGAAACAAUCACUUCUUCCUCUCCAACUUUCUCUACCAUGACAGAGACCACCUGCACAGAAGAGAGUACCACUGAGACCAGUACCAGCUCCAGUACCCUAGGAACAACAGAAACAAGCACCUCUUAUCCUGGCACUUCAGACACCAUAACAACUUCUCCCACGUCCACAGAAACUGGCACCACUGCACAGGCAACAACAGAAACAAUCACUCCUUCCUCCACAACCUCAGACACAAUUCCAACUUUCUCUAGUACAACAGAGAGCACUUCCACAGAGGAGAGUACCACUAAGGACAGCAGCACAGAGACUGCCACCACUGCAGAGGCAACAACAGAAACAAUCACUCCUUCCUCCACAACCUCAGACACAAUUCCAACUUUCUCUAGUACAACAGAGAGCACUUCCACAGAGGAGAGUACCACUAAGGACAGCAGCACAGAGACUGCCACCACUGCACAGGCAACAACAGAAACAAUCACUUCUUCCUUUACAACUUUCUCUACCAUGACAGAGACCACCUCCACAGAGGAGAGUACCACGGAGACCAGUACCAGCUCCAGUACCCUAGGAACAACAGAAACAAGCACCUCUUAUCCUGGCACUUCAGACACCAUAACAACUUCUCCCACGUCCACAGAAACUGGCACCACUGCACAGGCAACAACAGAAACAAUCACUCCUUCCUCCACAACCUCAGACACAAUUCCAACUUUCUCUAGUACAACAGAGAGCACUUCCACAGAGGAGAGUACCACUAAGGACAGCAGCACAGAGACUGCCACCACUGCACAGGCAACAACAGAAACAAUCACUUCUUCCUUUACAACUUUCUCUACCAUGACAGAGACCACCUCCACAGAGGAGAGUACCACAGAAGCCAGUACCAGCACUCCUGAGACUAGUACUGUUAUCCUGGAAACAACAGGACCCAGUACUACUUCUCCUGGCAUCUCAGAUAUAAUCCCAACUUCUCCCAACUCCACAGAGUCUGGCACUACUCCCCAGGGAACAGCAGAAAUAAGUACCUCUUCCUCUGGAACCUCAGGCACAAUGAGUUCUCCCACUACCAAAGUUUCCACCCCCACACUAGUGAGUACCAUGCAGCCUAGCACCACAUGGAUCAAUGCCACAGAGUCAGGAACCACAAAAUCUUCAACCACGGUUUCUAUCACAACCAUUCCAACCACCAAUAAACCAGCUACUACAGCACUAUUUUGCUUAAAUGGAGGUACACCGGAUGGAAACAUCUGUAACUGUCCCACUGGUUACAGUGGAAAGUGGUGUGAGAAAGAGAACAUCAUCUGCCAAAAUGGAGGCUUUUGGGAUGAGAUCAAAUGCAUCUGCCCUGACCCUUACUAUGGCCCUAAAUGUGAAAUGAUUUCAGAAAGCAUUACAAUCGAGCCUCCUCCAGAAAAGGUCAAUGCUACUGUGGAAGUGACAGUGUCCGUGACCAAUAUGGAGUUUACAGAGGAUCUAAAAAAUGAAUCCUCUGAGGUCUAUAAGAAUUUCAUUGAAGAUUUCAAAAACAAGAUGGCUGAAAUUUACAAAAACAUCCCAAACUAUGUUGGUGUGAAGAUCACGAACAUUUUUGAAGGCAGUAUAGUGGUGGAACAUGAGGUGAUCUUGUCGACCAAUUUUACUCCAAAUUUCAAAACUGAAUUGGAGGCUGUCACACAGAAGGUACAGGAAACAAUUAAAAAAGUAACUACGGAGCAAGUAGACAAUGGCAGCACAAACUGCAGUGGAUUCUGUUUCAAUCCCAAUAGGACAACAGUGAGUGACCCAGUAUUUCUGUACGAUCCUGAAGUGGAAUGCAAAAACAAAGUUAGAGAUGAAUUUAAGAAAUUCUUCUUCAUUGACUACCAGAAUGGGGAACCACAAUGCAUUAGCAAAUGCAUGCCUAACUUCAAGUCCUCAAUAGACUGCCACCAGGGAAAGUGUCAGCUGGAGCCUUGGACUGGGCCUCGAUGCUUCUGUUUCAACACAGACACACAUUGGUACAGAGGAGAAACCUGUACCCUCAGCACCAGUAAGAACCUGGUGUAUGGGCUGGUGGGAGCCUUAGGUGUAGUGGUGUUGGUCACCAUUGUCACCCUCACUGCCUUCAUGUACCGUUCCCAGAAGAAGACCCAAAGGCAAAAGGCCAAGCUGGAUCAAGCAUAUAAAUGGCAUGAAGAGGAUGGAGGACCAGCCCCCGGGAGCUUCCAGAACAUAGGCUUUGACAUCUAUGACGAACAAGAGAAUUCCCUUCAAAUGGAUUCCAUCUACAGUAAUUUCCAGCCCUCCUUGGGUCACGUUGAUCCUGAAAAGAAGAUCCAUAUCCAAAGGCCACAGGUUGUAAUGACCUCAGUCUGAGCAAUAACACGUCAGCACAGGGAGGAAAGCUAAAGCUGAAGAAUACCUGAAGGUGCAACCCUGCAUGGAGACAAGAGUGGCUUCAGCUGUAACUGCCAAGGAAACCAGAAGUGCCAAAUUCUCAGUUAGCAAGUGGAGAAACAGAGGCCUAGGCUUUGCUGAUGUGAGAUUUUGUAUGCAAAUUGCUUUGUAAAUCACAAGUGCUAUAGAAAUUUGAUCUGUUGUUAUUAUUAUUAUUACUACUACUACUGUUAUUAUUGUUUGUUAUUAUUAUGGUAUUCUUGACCUCCAAUGAUGACAGGAGCCUCCGAUGGCAUACAGAGGAGAAAGCUCUGAAGUAAAGA